Messenger RNA from Coregonus clupeaformis (lake whitefish), 3121 nucleotides. RefSeq names its product transportin-2 (gene tnpo2b). The transcript is spliced from 24 exons. Lineage: Eukaryota; Metazoa; Chordata; Actinopteri; Salmoniformes; Salmonidae. The record is from RefSeq and is a predicted model, not a curated record. Gene Ontology annotation, biological process: protein import into nucleus. Bases 236 to 2917 code for a protein of 893 amino acids. Gene Ontology annotation, cellular component: nucleus; cytoplasm. Gene Ontology annotation, molecular function: nuclear import signal receptor activity; small GTPase binding.
UGGAUUUUUGAAUCUGACAUGCCAGCUAUUUCUCACACAUAGCCAGAGCUACUUAUCGCAACAGGAAAGGGGUUCGGGAUUAUCUUUGUGCUCUAAAAACAAAUUGAAAGAUCAAAACCCUUUGCUACUCAAUACAUCUGGAUUGCAUCAGCCAUUCUGUAAAUGGUCAUUGCCACGGUACCGGUAGUUACUGCUAAAAAAGCGAUUACGGAUCUGACAAAUCUGUGCGACCAGGAUGGAGUGGCAGCCGGAUGAACAGGGGUUGCAGCAGGUGCUUCAGCUGUUGAAGGACUCCCAGUCUCCGGACACAGCCACACAGAGAGCUGUGCAGGAAAAACUGGAACAGCUCAACCAGUUCCCAGACUUCAACAACUAUCUCAUCUUCGUCCUUACAAGCCUCAAAUCAGAGGAUGAGCCGACCCGUUCUCUGAGUGGUCUCAUAUUGAAGAACAAUGUGAAGGCCCACUACCAGAACUUUCCUCCUCUCGUAGCUGACUUCAUCAAGAGGGAAUGUCUCAACAACAUCGGAGACCCCUCGCCCCUCAUCAGAGCAACCAUCGGUAUCUUAAUAACAACCAUAGCAUCUAAAGGAGAGCUGCAGACAUGGCCUGAACUCCUCCCUCAACUCUGUAACCUGCUCAACUCUGAAGACUACAACACCUGCGAGGGUUCUUUUGGAGCGCUGCAGAAGAUCUGUGAGGAUUCUUCAGAGCUGCUGGACAGUGAUGCUCUCAACAGACCCCUGAACAUCAUGAUCCCCAAGUUCCUACAGUUCUUUAAACACUGCAGCCCCAAGAUCAGGUCUCAUGCCAUAGCGUGUGUGAAUCAGUUCAUCAUCAGUAGAGCCCAGGCUCUGAUGGAUAACAUCGACACCUUCAUCGAGAGUCUGUUUGCUCUAGCGGGGGAUGAGGACUGUGAGGUGAGGAAGAACGUGUGUAGAGCUCUAGUGAUGCUGCUGGAGGUCCGGAUAGACCGACUCAUACCACACAUGCACAGCAUUAUACAGUACAUGCUCCAGCGAACCCAGGACCCAGACGAGAAUGUUAGUUUGGAGGCCUGUGAGUUCUGGCUCACCCUGGCUGAACAGCCCGUCUGCAAGGAGGCCCUCUCCGGGCACUUGGUCCAACUCAUCCCUAUCCUGGUGAAUGGGAUGAAGUACUCUGAGAUAGACAUCAUCCUCCUAAAGGGAGAUAUAGAGGAGGAGGAUGACACAGUACCUGACAGUGAGCAGGACAUCAAGCCUCGCUUCCACAAGUCACGCACCGUCACCCUGCAACACGAGGGAGGAGAGGGGGAGGAGGGGGAGGAUGACGAAGAUGAGGAUGACGAUGAUGACACACUCUCUGACUGGAACCUGCGGAAGUGUUCUGCGGCAGCCUUAGACGUGUUGGCUAACGUGUUUCGUGAAGAGCUCCUCCCCCACCUGCUGCCCCUGCUGAAGGGCCUGUUGUUCCACCCAGACUGGGUCGUCAAGGAGUCUGGAAUACUGGUGCUGGGGGCUAUCGCUGAGGGUUGUAUGCAGGGCAUGGUUCCCUACCUACCAGAGUUGAUGCCUCACCUCAUCCAGUGUCUGUGUGAUAAAAAGGCCCUGGUGCGUUCCAUCGCCUGCUGGACUCUGUCCCGCUACGCCCACUGGGUGGUCAGCCAACCCCCGGACUCCCACCUCAAACCCCUCAUGACUGAACUCCUCAAGAGGAUCCUGGACGGGAAUAAGAGGGUACAGGAGGCCGCCUGCAGUGCGUUUGCUACUCUAGAGGAGGAGGCUUGUACAGAGCUGGUUCCAUAUCUGAGCUUCAUUCUGGAUACACUGGUCUUCGCCUUUGGAAAAUACCAACACAAGAAUCUACUCAUACUCUAUGACGCUAUAGGAACGCUGGCCGACUCUGUAGGACACCAUCUCAACCAACCGGAGUACAUAGAGAAGCUGAUGCCUCCCCUCAUAGCCAAGUGGAAUGAGCUGAAAGAUGAAGAUAAGGAUCUGUUCCCGCUGUUGGAGUGUCUGUCGUCUGUAGCUACAGCUCUCCAGAGUGGCUUCCUGCCCUACUGUGAACCAGUCUACCAGCGCUGUGUAACACUGGUGCAGAAAACACUGGCUCAGGCUAUGAUGUACAGCCAACAGCCGGACCAGUACGAGGCUCCUGAUAAGGACUUUAUGAUUGUAGCCCUGGACCUCCUCAGUGGUCUGGCUGAGGGCCUCGGGGGCCACGUUGAUCAGCUGGUUGCCCGGAGCAACAUCAUGACACUACUGUUUCAGUGCAUGCAGGACACCAUGCCAGAGGUGAGACAGAGCUCCUUUGCCCUGCUGGGUGAUCUGACCAAGGCCUGCUUCCCUCACGUCAAACCAUGCAUCGCUGAGUUCAUGCCUAUCCUAGGGACCAACCUGAACCCAGAGUUCAUCUCUGUGUGUAACAACGCUACCUGGGCCAUCGGAGAGAUAUGCAUGCAGAUGGGUGAGUCUUUCUGCGUAGAGAUGCAGCCCUAUGUAUCUCUGGUCCUGAACCAACUGGUAGAAAUCAUCAACAGACCUAACACACCCAAGACCCUGCUGGAGAACACUGCCAUUACGAUUGGUCGCCUGGGCUAUGUGUGUCCUCAGGAGGUGGCGCCGAUGCUCCAGCAGUUCAUCAGACCAUGGUGUACGUCCCUACGGAACAUCCGUGACAACGAGGAGAAAGACUCCGCCUUCAGAGGGAUCUGCAUGAUGAUUGGUGUAAACCCUGGAGGCGUGGUCCAGGACUUUAUCUUCUUCUGUGAUGCUGUGGCGUCCUGGGUCAGCCCUAAAGACGACCUGAGAGACAUGUUCUACAAGAUCCUCCAUGGUUUUAAAGACCAGGUGGGAGAGGAAAACUGGCAGCAGUUCUCAGAACAGUUUCCCCCCCAGCUGAAGGAGAGACUGUCCGCCUGCUACGGCGUGUAGGACCCCUAACCUAACGUCAGGUGAGCCAGUAAUAGAGGAGGAAUGGGAGGAGGAGGGAGGAGGAGGAGGAAGGUGAAAGGGAAACUCAUCCAUCUGUGUUAAUGCACUGCCCUGAACUGAUCUGGGGGAGGGGGAGAGGGACCCAUCACGCCAUUGGCCGCUCCCCCUGACGGACGGCCCCCACGCCCUAUGUGUUUCUCCAUA